This is a messenger RNA of Ambispora leptoticha, 276 nucleotides long. The record is from the annotation of a GenBank genome assembly. Lineage: Eukaryota; Fungi; Glomeromycota; Glomeromycetes; Archaeosporales; Ambisporaceae.
AUGAAUUUGGCAGUUGAUGGUAGUGACUUUGAAGUAUUGAAUCAAGCAGUUGAGAUAGAAAGUGAUGGGGUACAAGCACAAACCCAAGAUGCCAUUGAUAGUGAAGAGCAAAUUAGCACAUGCUUAAUGAUAAAAAAACUGAGGCUAAUUUGGAAUAAGAAUAAUACUUUUGAAAAGAAGAAGUGUGAACCCUAUAUGAUUGGAAAAGUGCCAAAGUCAACAUAUUUUGAGAAAUAUGGAUCAAGUGAAACAUUUACAAAAGCUGCUAUUGGCACA